UGUUUAAACGCAGACAGAAGGCUACAGCGAGGACACAGAGAGAGAGAGAGAGAGGAGGAGGAGGAGAGCGCCGCGGUUACUGCGCACAGUGAGCUCGCCAGCUCCACUCAUCACCGAGGACAUAACAAGUCGUAAAAAUACCUAAUACCGUGCACUGGAAGGGGAAAAAAAGACUUCCCCUGAUCUGCUCCGAUGACAGCGCUUUUUAAUUUCUCCUGGAAGUGAAGGUUUAAUACAACAACCAUCUGAGCGCAGCCUGACGGACGAUCGGCGCGUCGGAGGAGGAGGACAAGCACCGAACAUAGAAACGUGGAGGUGGAGCAGCUUUGUCGGCAGGGUGCAAACAAACAAGAGAAAAACAUUUUUUUUUUUUUUUUUUUUUUUUUUUUUUUCCCCCCGGUGUGGAUGUAUGAGAACUUGCCUCUGACACCACGGACUGUGGGCUCAACUGUGAGCUAAGAAGACUGUAAAGUUGUUUUGGGGGUGGGGGGAAUUAUAGGCGCACCCUGCAGCCCUGAGGAUCUGCAUCUUAAUGUGACCUCACAUGGUGAGGCUUUUUGGACUUACAGUGACACAUUAGUUACUUUUUGUAUGUCAGAUACAAAAGCCAACGGGACCUCGUUCCUGCUGUAGAAAUUACACUGUGUUGUCUCAUCUGUCUGGGAUGAUCAGAAAGUGCCAGAGAGCGGAUAUACACGACUGGGACAAGUUCUGAUUCUGUCGCAUCGCGAACACAAGAAGCUUUUCUGCUUCAGCAAAUAACAAAUCUAUAUCUCAGACUGAAAAACCAAAGACAGCAGUUUUCCUAAGGAUCCAAAAGCCCUUGCUUUGGUUUUAUUUCUUUUGUCUUUUAUUAAGAAGAUAAAUACCUCAUAGACUAAGACUUAUUUAACCUGGACCCUAUUAGAGAGCACCCAAAGGAAAAGUUAAAAUUUUUUAUACCAUCAUAUAUUUUUUAGAAGGUAGAAGAAAAAGGGAAUAACCCAACAAAGGCUUUAUUUUUUUAUUCAUUUUACUUUUCUUUUUCUUUCUUUUUUUUUCAAAACGAUGAGGAUUGAAUCGAUAUAAAACCCCGUUAAGAAGCGGUUUGGUGUGGAUUAUCGCUCAGCUUGACCUCGACCUUCACAAAGUAGCAGAGUGCAGAAGGCUGGAACGAUGCCAGAUUCACCUGCGGAUGUGAAAACCCAGCCCAGGUCCACCCCACCUACCAUGCCUCCUCCACCCCCGGCUGUGAGUCAAGCAACAAGUCGCAACGCCUCGUUCACACCGGCCACCAGUAAAUCAAUGCUGAACGGGAGCAGCCACUCUCCUACCUCGCUAAACGGUGCUCCUUCGACUCCCAAUGGCUUCAGUAAUGGGCCGGCGAUGUCUUCGACGGCCUCCCUGUCCAACCAACAGCUUCCGCCGGCUUGUGGCGCCCGACAACUCUGCAAAUUAAAGCGCUUCCUGACCACGCUGCAGCAGUUCGGCAACGACAUAUCCCCCGAGAUUGGGGAGAGAGUGCGCAGCCUCGUGUUAGGACUGGUGAACUCCACUCUCACCAUUGAAGAGUUUCACUCCAAACUUCACGAGGCCACUAACUUCCCACUGAGGCCUUUUGUCAUUCCUUUCUUGAAGGCAAACCUGCCCCUGCUGCAGAGAGAAUUGCUCCACUGUGCCAGACUGGCCAAGCAGACUCCAGCCCAGUAUCUGGCUCAGCACGAGCAGCUCCUCCUGGACGCCAAUGCUAGCUCGCCUCUCGACUCCUCGGAGAUCAUGCUGGAGAUGAACGAGCACGGCAAGAGAAGGACUCCCGACAGGACCAAAGACAGCUCCGACAGAGACGGCUUGCACCCGGAGCAUCUGGCGAAGAGGCCCUGCACCAUCAGCCCCAGCCAACGCUUCAGCCCCAGCACGGGGCUCCCGGCUCACCCGCCUCCCAACGGCCUACCAACGCACCCACCCAAUGGCCUGCCCCAUCCGCCCAACCCCCAAGUGGGACCCCAGCACUACCGCCUAGAAGACAUGGCCCUGGCGCACCAGUACAGGGAUGCGUUCAGACACAGCGAACACAGAGACUCUCGAGACAGACACCGGCAGACAGCGGUGCAUGGAGCUCGUCAAGAGGAGGUGAUUGAUCACCGUCUUACAGACCGAGAAUGGGCAGAAGAAUGGAAACAUCUCGAUAAUCUCCUUAACUGCAUCAUGGACAUGGUAGAGAAGACGCGACGCUCCCUGACGGUGCUGCGCCGCUGCCAGGAGGCCGAUCGCGAGGAGAUGAAUCACUGGAUCCGCCGCUACAGCGACGUAGAGGAGAUGAAAAAAGGUGGGAGCAACGGACAGCACUGCCUCCCUCCUCCUCCUACUCUUCCUCCUCCUCCUACUCCUCACCACAACUCCUCCUCCAACACAGCUAGCAGCAGCGAGUCACUGCCCAUAGGAACUUCCUCGGCUGCUGAAAGGCAGACAGGCAGACAGACAGAGAUCCACAGAGACUUCUUGCACCGGCCUCCCUCAGGAUACCUGCCUGAAGAAAUCUGGAGGAAAGCCGGUACUACAAGCAUGCCGCUUUCCCCAGCUCUAAAGCACCUCCAAAACAAGCAGGAGGAGGCGGUGAAUGAAGUGAAGCGGCAAGCCAUGUCAGAGCUGCAGAAGGCGGUGUCAGACGCAGAGAGGAAGGCUCACGAGAUGAUCUCUGCUGAGCGAUCCAAAAUGGAGAGGGCACUGGCCGAGGCAAAGAGACAAGCUUCCGAAGAUGCGCUGACGGUCAUCAACCAGCAAGAAGACUCCAGCGAGAGCUGCUGGAACUGCGGCAGGAAAGCCAGCGAGACGUGCAGCGGCUGCAACACAGCUCGCUACUGCGGCUCCUUCUGCCAACACAAAGACUGGGAAAAACACCACCACGUCUGUGGUCAGGGCCUGCAGGGGCUGCCGGGGGGCAGCAGCGUUCCCCUGGGCACCCCUUCCUCCACCUCCUCGGUGUCCUCCAGCGCGCCACCGACCCACUCAGAGAGCACCCCUCCAGGACCCCUCUCCCUGGUGGGCCAGAGCAGUAUUGUGGGAGGCGCCGGCAGCGGGAGCGUCUCCGCCAGCCCCAAAGAGAGCAGUUCCAGCAGUGCCUCUCGCUCCACAACCCCAGCAACCCCUGCCCUACUGGAUGCCACCUCACGCUGACGUCUGAGCCCUCUCUGUUCGUCCAUGCGUACUGAAAUGACAGUGCCCACACUCCACACACACAAAAAAAAAGCCAAACUGAGGAAUCUGCAUUGCACACAACUCCCUUUCUUCCUACCCUUAUUCAUAACGCUCUACUUGCAAGCUCUGUGAUAAAUCCUUUAACAACCAACAGCUUUUCUCACCAUGUAUGAUGUUUUCUAUCUCUCCGGUGACCACAAGUAGAAGGAUUCCAACCAGAGGUUCAACCAGUGGUGCAAAGCGUGCAUCUCGCAGUGUCUGCUUCAACAUAUCAGAUUUGUUUGCUGAGAACAUAGGCUUUGAAUUGAAAAUUCACCCUCAUUUGUGUAGGCGUGGUGAAGUUAGGGCAGCAUUUAUGAGAGAUAAGUAGCACUUGAUAGGAUGCCCCCUUUAAUUUAGCACCGGUGGAGGUACAGCAUCCAGCCCUGAAAUGUGCACUAACAGUCUGCAGAUGUGACAACUCUGCAGUUUCAUAAUAAAGAGGCAAAAGUCAUAAUGUUGCUCCAAAACCUAGGUGGGAAGGGAUACAAGCUGUGGUGCAAUUUAUUCCUCAGAAACACAACUUAGUAUUUAUUAAAGGUUUCUUUCUGGCUUUAACGGAAAACAAAGAUAAGUCCAAAUAUUCUGAGUAAAGAAUAGAGCUGAUGAUGAUGAUGCUGAUGAUGAUAUGAGAAAUAAGUUAAUUUUAAACUGCUAACUACCUUGCUAGCGAGCCAAGAAAAUCUACACCGGACUCACCUCUCUGCACCAUAAUGAACCCAAAUAAAUUCAAAGAUGAAACAAAUAACAUGAUCCAAACCUUUUUACUACACUGCCAAAGUGAAAAAAAGAAACAUAAGUGAUAGAGAGCAGCACUCAUCUUAUAACCAAACACAAAGCAACAUCACCUCCUGAGCAGAAAAGCGAGCCCUGAGAGGACCAGGCGUGGAGGAGCUGCAGAGCAGCAUCUCGACUGAGAUUUAAACAAAAAAACACAAAACUGUGACCUGCUUUGAUCUGCAGCUGCCUCCCGCAGUCUGGAUAAAACUCCUCAGCGAUGGCCCAGACUAGUGAAUAUGGACAAUGCUGUGAACUUGCCUACAAGAAACACUUGAUGAAAUUGAUGGAAACCCUGCCACAGUGUGGUUCUUUUGUGAAUGGUAGCGAGGACAUAAAGAGGGAAAUAGGAAAGAAAAUGAAAAUGCUACAUGGCCUCAAAAGAGACAGAGGUAGAAACAAGGCAACGGAGCUCCCAAAAACCUCAACACAAGCUUGGAGACAUUGUUCAAGAAGGCAUUGCAUACUAUGGAGACGUACAAGGAGAUUGCUUAAAAGUUGAUUGUUUUUUUGUUGGGUUUUUUUUUUUAAACAAAAAACUCAGAAGGAGGAGACAUUUUGAGGAAUUGCUGUUACCUUUACAUUCACUCCUUCCUUUUCCAAAGCAUGACUCGCAGUUCAGAAGAGCCGACAGGGCGGUGUAAACUUUGUUCUCCUCUCUUUCUACCUCCCCUCAUCCCUUCUUUGCUCGCCCCCAAACUAGUGGACUCACAUUUCACCCCCCAAAAUCUCGCGUUUGCUUUGGCAGAGCUGCAAAGCACUCGCAGGGGAGGGUUGAACCUGCUUGUAGAUAUUCUUCCUCUUUUCACUUUUUUCAUAAAUGUCUCCUGAUUGCUGAUGCCACAUGUGCUGCCCUUGUGUAUAUCCAAAAAAAAA
This is a messenger RNA of Poecilia latipinna (sailfin molly), 4866 nucleotides long. It is a transcript of the gene cbfa2t3, whose product is annotated as CBFA2/RUNX1 partner transcriptional co-repressor 3. Gene Ontology annotation, biological process: DNA-templated transcription; negative regulation of DNA-templated transcription. Gene Ontology annotation, cellular component: nucleus. The transcript has 12 exons. NCBI's taxonomy places the organism in Eukaryota, Metazoa, Chordata, Actinopteri, Cyprinodontiformes, Poeciliidae. The record is from RefSeq and is a predicted model, not a curated record. Bases 1156 to 3153 code for a protein of 665 amino acids. Gene Ontology annotation, molecular function: transcription corepressor activity.